AGAUUCAUCAUUCCCAAGAGACGACGAUUCUCUGUUUCCAUGGAGUGGCAAGACUGCUCAGUAAAGAUGGAAGUAGAUGUUCCAGUCUCAGUGGCGUAUAAUUUCUACUUGGAUCGUGAAUCUUUUCCUAAAUGGAUGCCUUUUAUUUCUUCUGUCGAGGUUUUAAAGGACAAGCCUGAUCUAUCACGUUGGUCACUCAAAUACAACGCUUUUGGUCAAGACAUUAAGUAUUCUUGGCUUGCUCGUAAUCUACAGCCUACUCCUAAUCAGAAAAUCCAUUGGAGAUCUCUUGAAGGUCUUCCUAAUAAAGGCAGCGUUCGAUUCUUUCCUAAAGGUCCUUCAUCGUGCAUCGUAGAACUAACUGUAUCAUAUGAAGUCCCUGCGCUAUUAACCCCGGUUGCAUCGGUGCUCCGACCAUUUUUAGAAAGCUUGCUUAGAGGUGGACUUGAAAGAUUUGCAGCCUUAGCCAAAACUACUUGAAAAGGAAUAUGUAUGCAUCUUUCUCUUGGUAUAUACAUGAUUUGGAAACUCUACCAGAUCUCAUAAUUAGGAGAUCUCUAUUGUGACUUUUGUAUGAUUAAAGUAACAAAUAUUUCUUUCUAUC
This is a messenger RNA of Arabidopsis arenosa, 604 nucleotides long. Lineage: Eukaryota; Viridiplantae; Streptophyta; Magnoliopsida; Brassicales; Brassicaceae. The record is from the annotation of a GenBank genome assembly.